Cephus cinctus (wheat stem sawfly) is the source of this 1980-nucleotide messenger RNA. It is a transcript of the gene mldr, whose product is annotated as mitochondrial ribonuclease P catalytic subunit. Gene Ontology annotation, cellular component: mitochondrial ribonuclease P complex; mitochondrion. Gene Ontology annotation, biological process: mitochondrial tRNA 5'-end processing; tRNA 5'-leader removal. The transcript is spliced from 5 exons. The coding region runs from base 350 to 1918 and encodes 522 amino acids. The record is from RefSeq and is a predicted model, not a curated record. NCBI's taxonomy places the organism in Eukaryota, Metazoa, Arthropoda, Insecta, Hymenoptera, Cephidae. Gene Ontology annotation, molecular function: protein binding; ribonuclease P activity.
UUGUUAAUUCUUCUUGCAAGCAAUCGUUACUUUAGAUAUUUCAUGCGUAAACAAAAACGUGUUAUCUUCACUUGCUACGUUUGAAUAUAUGAACAAUUAUUAUAUAAUUGAUAUGUAUUUACAUUUCUUUUGUGUGAUUAUGAAUUUUCUUUGGCAGUUAUUCAAUUACAUUUCAUAAUUUGACUUCGUACAUGCUAAAUGACAUUGUUAAGUGUGUCGAUUACAAUGAAUUACAGUUUUUUGUUGAUCUAGUUACCCAGGCUACUACCAAAAUUUAUGGUAUAAUUCUUUAUCGCACUAUGCUCUACUUUAUAUUUGUAAUAAUAAUGACUCGAGAUACCUAUGAACAAUGGCAAUGUUGAGAUUUAAUUCUGUCUUUGUUGCACAAAGUUUGCAGAAACUGCCACCCUAUUUCACCAUUAUACAUAAGGCAUACAGUGCAGUCAACAUAGACAGACUAUUAAAUGACAUCACAAUAUUACAAUCUGUGUUUAAUAACAAGGACAAAAUUCCUGGUGAACAAUGGAAGCAUGUACGAGAAAGUGUUUUACUUCAUCAUAAUGUUAACGAAAGUAAUAUUGAUGUGGCUAUUAUGAAUCUAUGCAAACGUUAUGGAAACAUGGAUCAAAUGUCAUCCUAUAUAGAUUUUUUGAAGACAAAUAAUUUUGAUGUAAAUCUAUGCAUUAUAGUGAAAUAUUUAGAACAAUAUACAUUAAAAGAAAACCUGACUGAAUCAGAGAAAAAGGAAAUUUGUGAUAUUUAUGAUUCUAUAAGGGAAAAGUAUCCUCUUUUAGACUGCAUAACUGCUGAAAAUUGUAUCUCAGCACUCUGUUUAACUAAAAGAUGGCAAGAAAGUGAGGAAUUGUUAGAGAUGAUAAAAUUAACCACAGAACCACAUGCAAAACCAUACUCAGCAAUAAUUGCUGCAGCAUUUAAUAACAAUAAUCCAAAAGUUGGAUGGAAGUACUUCCAUGAAGUAUCGUUGAACUUGAAACCUCAAACUCACUCCUAUCUGGCCUAUAUAAAUUAUUGUAUACGAAACUUCAAAGAUGUAAAGGAAUUAAAACAUGAGUUUAGUAAGUUAUUUUACUUUUGGGGCAACAAUUAUAUAAUAGUACCACAAAGUAUAGCAACUGCACUAAUGGAUACUGGUCAGAAGCUUAAUUGGAAAGGAUCCUACACUAGUAUGAAUCUCAAUGGAAUCUGCAACCACUGUUCACAGAAGUUGAAUGAAUGUUCUCUGACAUCAGAAGAAUUUGAUUCAUUGUCCACACUUUUACUGCAGAAUGUAAUUGUUGGAAAGGAUACCUAUCAAAAAACUACUCCAAAAGAAUUAAAAUUCUUUAUAAACUAUGUUGAAAGUACAAAACCGUACGAUGUAGUGAUCGAUGGCUUGAAUGUAGCCUAUGCUCAGGCGGGUCAGUCACCUAAAUUGUUAGCUAAACAGCUUCGAUUGGUUGUGCACUAUCUAGUUUCUCAGAAGAAGAAACUAUUAGUGAUUGGUCGAAAGCACAUGAAUCUAUGGCCAAAAGAGGAUAUAAACUAUAUAAAGCAAAAUGCCUGUGUAUUUUUCACAAAAGACCUGUCACAAGACGACCCAUAUUUAUUAUAUGCAACGUUAACUAGUGGAAGAUCGACAGAUUUUGUAUCCCGUGAUUUGAUGCGUCCGCAUAAACAUCUACUACAAAAUUUAAAAAUCAAAUUUCUGUUCAAACAAUGGCAGGUUUCACAUCAAUAUUUCGUGUUACGAGUGAAUCACAAUACUGGUCAAGUAGAACUACAAAAACCUCUCAAAUACCAUCCAAUAGCACAAGAAUGCCCAGAUGGGUGGCAUAUCCCUUAUAAUACUUGUACUACUCUUAAUCCACCUGAUACUAACGAGCCACCGCGUAAUUGGCUCUGCUUGAAAUACAAAUAGAAAGUAAAAUCAAGUGUUUUUAUAAUAAUAUUAACAAAUAAAAGUUUCAUCAGAAAGCUGUA